Ceratitis capitata (Mediterranean fruit fly) is the source of this 1793-nucleotide messenger RNA. It is a transcript of the gene Rpn5, whose product is annotated as 26S proteasome non-ATPase regulatory subunit 12. NCBI's taxonomy places the organism in Eukaryota, Metazoa, Arthropoda, Insecta, Diptera, Tephritidae. The record is from RefSeq and is a predicted model, not a curated record. The coding region runs from base 134 to 1630 and encodes 498 amino acids. Gene Ontology annotation, cellular component: proteasome regulatory particle, lid subcomplex; nuclear proteasome complex; cytoplasm. The transcript has 5 exons.
GCAAAAUUAUUCCAAGAGGAUUUUUAGCCGCAUUUACAAUAUUUUUUCUAAUCUAACUGAAUUUGGUUGAAAAUUUGUAAAUUGGAAUAAAGCAAAUUCAAGCAGAACAUAUUUUCCCCAUUAAAACUGCGAAAUGGAUAACUACUUAUUUGAAGGUGGCCGAAUCACGAAAAUGGAGGUGGAUUAUUCACCUGCAUGUGACGAAAAAAUUCCAUUAGCCAAGGAUAUGGCCCGAAAAAAUCCUGAAGCUUUCCACGACGCUAUUGAACUAUUACUUCAGUUGGAGAAACAAACUCGUUUGGGUGCAGAUAUGGUUUCUUGUUCACGAGUGCUUGUUGCAAUAUGCCAAAUAUGUUUUGAAGCUCAAAACUGGAAUGCGUUAAAUGAGUAUGUUUCAUUAUUGGCACGUAGACGUUCGCAACUCAAGCAAGCUGUUUCCAAAAUGAUACAAGAGUGCUGCACAUAUGUGGAUAAAACUCCUGACAAGGCCACUAAAUUGAAAUUGAUUGACACUCUGCGCACUGUUACCGAAGGAAAAAUCUAUGUAGAAAUUGAACGGGCAAGAUUAACAAAAAUACUGGCUGAUAUUAAAGAAGCCGAUGGUGAUGUUGCUGGUGCUGCUUCUGUAAUGGAAGAAUUACAGGUGGAAACUUACGGCUCUAUGGAUAAACGUGAAAAAGUUGAAUUUAUAUUGGAACAAAUGCGACUGUGUUUGUUGAAGGAAGACUUCGUUUCAACACAAAUCAUUGCAAAGAAAAUAAGUAUAAAGUUUUUUGAGGAUCCUGCACAGCAUGACUUGAAAUUGAAAUUUUAUAACUUAAUGAUCCGGCUGGACCGAGAUGGUUCAUUCUUAAAAACCUCUCGUCACUACCAAGCAAUCGCUGAACCCCCUCGUCCUGCAUCUGCAGUACCACAGUUAACUGAAGAGGAAAAAAAGAAAUUGAGUGAGGACGAUAGAAAGAAGCGCGAAGACGAAAUUAAGGCAGCGGUUGCUGCAGCUGCUGCCUUGCCACCAGUAGAACUGACACCAGAACAGGAAAAAGAGCAAAAGGAGAAACUUAUAUGUGCCGUGCUUUACUGUGUACUAUCACCAUAUGACAACGAACAAAGUGAUAUGAUGGCGCAUUUGUCCAAAAAGAAGAAACUUGAGGAAAUACCAGCUUAUCGCGAAAUACUACGCUUGUUCAUGUCGAAAGAACUGAUCAAUUUCGAUACAUUCAACGCUGAUUUUGGCACUGUACUAGCGGAAAAUGAUAUGUUUCUUGAUACUACUAAGCACGGUCGCAAAUGCAUUGCUGAGUUAAAGGAUCGUCUAAUAGAACAUAAUAUACGCAUAAUUGCAAUGUACUAUUCACGCAUUCACCUCCUUCGCAUGAGUGAGUUGUUGAAUUUACCAUCGAAUCGUUGUGAGGAAUACCUUUCAAAGUUAGCGAAUAGCGAUACUAUACGAGUUAAAAUUGACCGACCUGUUGGAAUAAUUUAUUUCACAACCAAAAAGAGCGCGUCGGAUAUACUAAACAACUGGGCUAACGAUGUGAAUCAGCUGAUGUCAUUAGUGAACAAGACCUGUCAUCUCAUCAAUAAGGAAGAGUGUAUUCAUUCAGCAAUUGGAGUAGUUGUAGAAGAGUAGAUUUUACAAAAAUUUUGGUUUUUUAAUAUACUAUUCACAAAGCCAAUUUAACUUUAAUUUACAUAGACACAUUUUAAUGCCCAAAAAUAAUGCAUUUAAAAUUAAAUGUAUUAAUAUUGAAGACUAGGCAUUAAAGCGAAUACAAUUUACGAAAGCUUAGUAA